Messenger RNA from Suillus clintonianus, 1747 nucleotides. RefSeq lists its product as uncharacterized. The transcript has 5 exons. The coding region runs from base 228 to 1634 and encodes 468 amino acids. The record is from RefSeq and is a predicted model, not a curated record. NCBI's taxonomy places the organism in Eukaryota, Fungi, Basidiomycota, Agaricomycetes, Boletales, Suillaceae.
AGCCUUGUACAAGCUGCGAAAAUUGGUGUCACACUGUCAAUCAUUGUUGUGAUAACCUAACAGGUUACCGGUAUCGGUCACUGGACUCACGAGUGGCGCUGCACUGGUUGGACUGCGCAGCAUGACGCAGCAGUUUGGCAGCAGUUGCGGAACACUUAAGACUAUCAGCUUCAACAGCACGUCGACGCACUAAGUACUAGUAACUGGUGUGUGGAACAAACGCCGACAUGAUAAUCGUUGAAACGAACUCGAUGCGCACAGACGAUAAAGGCAACAGUCAGAGGGCCGCAGGACACCGUGAAGAGGGUUCAAGCUCAAGUACUACAAGACCAUCGCCCCCUCCACCGUAUACUUCCCAAACAUCUUAUCAACCCACAACGGGCGUUAUUCUAGUCGCAUAUCGCCCGUCACCAGCACAGCGUUUCUGGAAAGCUUUCGGUGUUGCUGUACUUAUCUGGUUCCUCGUCGCUGCGUUCACCAACUCUGCCGUUGACAUGGCUUUCAAUCAUGCAUCUCGACACUUCCGGACUGGUGAGCCACCUCAUCCUGCGCCACAAGAUGGCACCGUCCAUCACUGCAUCAGUGGCCCUGACUGGACAUUGUCCAACCAAGGCUUGAGCCACUUUCCCAAUUGUGCCGAAUCAUUCCUAGAGUUCCCCGUUGAUUCUGAUGCAAUCUACCUGUUCACGAGGGGCUCUCAGCAAUCCGGUCGUAUUGAUAUCGUGCAGUCCACCGAACCGACAGAUAAAGUUGGUGUGCAUGUGCGGGUCGGCUAUCACGCUCGUGAAAUGCUGGACCACGCCAAUGUUUGUCAUAUCGAACGAAAGACAAAUGAGCAUGGUAUUGGUAUCCUUACGCCCGCCUCGUCCUUCCCUGGCAAUGGACAGCUACGAUUUGAAGUGAAGAUCACGCUACCCGCCGGGAAAAAUGGAGAUGCUCUACACAUCAAAGCAUUCGAGACGGAUACAUCUAAUUACAAUCAAGAUAUCGCAGAUGUCUGGAACACCAUCUCCUUCGAUAGGCUAUCACUCAAAACAUCGAAUGGCCACAUAAGUGCAAAGUCUGUCACAGUCGAGCAUGGUUUGAUCCGCUCUAGCAAUGGCGCCAUCAGAGGGCAUUUCAAUAGUUCCUCUUCUCUCAAGCUCACAACUUCAAAUGGCCCCAUUCAAACGUCUGUUUCGCUCCUCAACCGAGAGAAUGGAAUUGUCAGCGAGCUCAAGAUGACAACAAGCAACGGUAAAAUUGAUGCCAGCGUGGAUCUUAUCACACAUUCUGGCCAUGGCGGUAUUUUCGACGUCGAAACGCGUACUUCAAAUGGGCCCGUCACCCUUGAAUAUACCGAUGUGCCCGUCGACUCAAUCCUCAGGUCGGAAACGCGCUCUUCAAACGCAGCAAUGAGCGUCAAGUUGCACAGCACUUUCCAGGGCUCGUUCGACGUAGAUACUUCUAAUGCGGCAGCCAUGCUCAAGGAGCUACCUGUUGAAGAUCCUUCAGGACAGGGACGUCGCAGGAAGGUGACUCAGAGACGAGAGAGAUAUCGCCUCCGAGGGUCUGCCUAUUGGGGCGAGAGCAAAGAGAUCGAAGGGCACGCUACUAUUAAAACGUCGAAUGGUCGUGUAGAAUUGGUGAUCUGAGCUUGGAGUAUAUCAGCUUGUUUAUGUACUUGUAUUAGUGUUUUUGCGUUCCAUUGUGAUAUUGUGUCCGAAUAUAUUGUCGAAGUCUGGAUGGAGUGCGUAGCACAGCCACA